This is a messenger RNA of Mytilus trossulus (common blue mussel), 686 nucleotides long. RefSeq lists its product as uncharacterized. Lineage: Eukaryota; Metazoa; Mollusca; Bivalvia; Mytilida; Mytilidae. Bases 65 to 466 code for a protein of 133 amino acids. The transcript is spliced from 4 exons. The record is from RefSeq and is a predicted model, not a curated record.
ACUGUGUAUAUAUAGACCAGAAUGUUUCUUUGUUUUACCACUGCGUUACCACCCAGCAAACAUAAUGAAAGCCACACUUGCCGUUGUCGCCGUCUUGGGUCUUUUUGCCCUUAACUGUGUUAGUGCUGAUGGUUACGGAAAUGGAGGUGGAUGGUCCGGGUAUGGUAAUCAAGGAUACGAAAUGGGAGGUUACCAAGGAUAUGGCAAAUCAGGUGGUUACCAUGGAUACUCCGGAUAUGGAAAGAAGGGAGGCUACGUUGACGAAAUCACACACUACCAACCGCUCCCAGUUUAUGGAGGCGCUAUGGCUGGUCCAUAUGCCGUUGGAUAUGGUGGAGAUAUGGCCGGUGGUAUUGGCGGAGGGAUGGACGGUGGUUUGUUCGGACAAGGAGGAGGUCUUCUGAUGUUUUUCGUCUUGCUUCUUCUUUUGAACAACAACAAUGGCAAUGGUUUAUUCGGUCGUUAAUUUUGCAUAAUUGUAGUGUAAGAUUUCAGUAAUGAAAGAAACUAGAAGAACGAAGACACCAGUGAUUUGUUGAGAAGCACAUAAAGAUCGUGUGAACUGUAGUGCAUUAAAAUGAACACACAAUGAAACUGUUCCAACUCUGAUAAAAAUUGUAAAAUGCUAUGCAUUGUAAUUGUAAAAAAUGUAAUACUUAGUAAACGAAAAAUAAAACUUAAAUAUU